This is a messenger RNA of Peromyscus californicus insignis, 837 nucleotides long. Its product is annotated as histone H2B type 1-C/E/F/G/I. Gene Ontology annotation, cellular component: nucleosome. Gene Ontology annotation, molecular function: structural constituent of chromatin; DNA binding; protein heterodimerization activity. The coding region runs from base 3 to 383 and encodes 126 amino acids. The record is from RefSeq and is a predicted model, not a curated record. Lineage: Eukaryota; Metazoa; Chordata; Mammalia; Rodentia; Cricetidae. The transcript has a single exon.
UCAUGCCCGAGCCCGCGAAGUCCGCCCCCGCCCCGAAGAAGGGCUCCAAGAAGGCCGUGACCAAGGCCCAGAAGAAGGACGGCAAGAAGCGCAAGCGCAGCCGCAAGGAGAGCUACUCGGUGUACGUGUACAAGGUGCUGAAGCAGGUGCACCCCGACACGGGCAUCUCGUCCAAGGCCAUGGGCAUCAUGAACUCGUUCGUCAACGACAUCUUCGAGCGCAUCGCGGGCGAGGCGUCGCGCCUGGCGCAUUACAACAAGCGCUCGACCAUCACGUCCCGGGAGAUCCAGACGGCCGUGCGCCUGCUGCUGCCCGGGGAGCUGGCCAAGCACGCCGUGUCCGAGGGCACCAAGGCCGUCACCAAGUACACCAGCUCCAAGUGAGCGGCGGACCUCACCGAAACCCAAAGGCUCUUUUCAGAGCCACCCACAACUUCAAAGCUUAGAGCUUUAAUACUGCUGACGUAGGAAAUCAUGAGAGAUACACCUACCCUCAUGUGCAGUGCUGGCUGUAGGCGUGUUUUGAAAUUAGUUUAAUGGCAUGUAGAGUCCACUUAAUGUACGUUUGAAUGUAGUGGGUAGCCAUUCCCGCUUUGAUCUGGAAGUUCCAACCCCCAUUGAGACUUGGGCAACUGUCACACCUACAAGGCAGGGCCAAGGGAGGGGCCUGGAGACCCGAGAUCUGGAUGGGCCAGCGCUCUCUCUGUUCCGGGACCCUGGACGGUGGAGGUGAGCCAAGCAGAGCUCCAGAGAACACCGCUGGACUGCGACACACCUUCCCCAGACCCCUUAAUUUGCAAGUUAUGCCAUUAAAUAAAACUCCUUAUAACUACGUGGA